Molecule: messenger RNA, 3536 nt
Organism: Pocillopora meandrina
Lineage: Eukaryota; Metazoa; Cnidaria; Anthozoa; Scleractinia; Pocilloporidae
Source: the annotation of a GenBank genome assembly
AUGGCAAGACAAGAACGAUUUAAUGAACGCCUCGAACAGAGGAUUGUGGCUUUCGAAGCACAAAGCCAAAAUGGGCGGGAAAAGAAGGCGUCUAGGCGCCUGCCUAAGGCGCUUACGGUAAGAAUUAGUGUAUUUUUUAGCUUAUUGUUUACAAGUUCCGGGACUAAAUAGUUGUUUUAAAAUGAUCUUACUGCUAGCUUCGCGAUCAGAAACGCGGAAAACCCUAGCUUAUUCUAGUUCUCUUACCAUCCUUCUCGAAGACCUUUCGAAGAGCAAAGCCAAAAUGGGUGGGAAAAGAAGGCGCCUGCCCAUGGCGCUUACGGUAUGCAUUAAUGUAUUUUUUUUAAGCACAUUGUUUACAAGUUCCGGGACUAAAUAGUUGUUUUAAGAUGAUCUAACUGCUAGCUACUCGAUCAGAAAUGCGAAAAACCCUAGUUUAUCCUAGUUCUUAUAACAUCCUUUUAACCAGCUUUAAUGUUAUGCCCAGUUGGUGGUUCCAUAUGAUAUAUAUAUUUUUAUACAUAUAUUUUGGAUUCCACAGGCCAAUGUUAGGGAAGUUUACCAAAGCCUUGUUGGCCGAGAUGAUGGCAGGGAGAUCCAGUGGGACUUUUCAAAAAGGUAUGUAUACACUGUAUGCGUUUAUCUCACUAAUUGAAAAUAAGUUAGGUAAGGGGCGGACCAUCAUAUUUUUAGGGGGAGGGGGGGUCGCACAAUUUUUCUGAAUUGUUGUUUCAACUUCAGGUUGCGUGGGGAAAGAAAUGGCGGUAACAAGAUAUUACAUAAUUAUUACGAGAAAGUGAUUUGGUAUAUACACUUCAUUGUGGUGUAAAAUUUUGCAGAGAAAACUUUUCAGGGAACUUUUUGGGAUCAUGAAAAACAAGCAAAAGAGUUAAGUGCCACAUGGUACAUUUAUUUCACACAAAGAAAGUUAUUGUGCAAUUAAAAACAAGAGAACAAACAAUGAAAGGUAACCAUACUCACUUAAGAAAAAAUGAUGACUUGCCUCUGGUACAUAAAGUAAAAGACCAUUUUUAAUGUGUGUGCUAUUAACACUGAAACUGUACACGGUAAGGAUGCACCAUGCAGUUUCUGGUGUUAUUGAUAUUGUUUUUUCUAUCAGAGAAGCCACAGAUAAAUGCACAACAGCUGGGUAAAAUCCUUUGUCCCCCAGCCCUAAUUUACAGCCCUGAAGGUCUAAAAGCUGCAUACACUUUCUAAUUUAUGGUUUUGCACCUAAUGUAACCGCCUCUCUUCCUGUGCAGAGCCCCAAGUGGAAGUGGUUACAGCUGGAAUUUUAAACUAUGCUUAAACAAUUAUAUUUAAUCUCCUAGCUUCAAUGGACCUGAAAACAAGGUUGUAAAUCAGCAAAUUUUAGCUGUAGUGCAGAGUAAUGACCACGAAACACCAGUUGUUACAAUAAAAGGUAAAUUCACCUUUUUUCUUCUUUCUUGUAAGAUUAAUGUAUCAAAUGUUUUGUAACAAGUGUUGUUGCUUUGGUUUGAGUCUUAUCCUGACCACUACCUGGAUUUGUUUCAUGGUAGCCUUGAGUUCAAAUCUUCGGCCAUGCUUGUAAAUAGCCAACUGAUAUAUAUGCCAAUAUAUAUAUAUUUAAAUUUGAAUUUUUCCUCGGUUUACAAAUUUUUUUAAUCAAACCAGUUUAAUUUUUAUUUCCAUUAUUGAGGUUAAAACGGUAAAAACGAACGAUAAAAUCCGACGUUUCGGAGUAGUCAUGACUCCAUUAUCAAGGUAAAAGUUUAAAACAUGCAAAUAACAGUAUUUAAGCGAUGUGGCGCGAAAAAUUAACAUAAUAGGUGCGAAGAUUAUACAAAUACUUUCGCACGAAUAGAGUCCGAUUGCACGUUCAGGUUUGGCUUUAAAGUUCUUAUAUGAAGCAUUUCGUACAAUAAGCAGUCAAAUUUGUUCCUGCACUUCUUAAGAACUUCGAAGCAUUUCAGUAGGUCCUGAGGGAUCGUCCCGCGUACUUUCUUGCAAUGUUUGGCAAUGGCUGAGGACUGUUGUUUAUGUCCUUUUACACGAUUGUGUAAAUGUCCGCGUGUGUAUCCUAUAUAACCUGCAUCGCACAGGUCACAUUGGUAUUUAUAAACAACACACUGUUCAUUUACGAUCGAUGGCUUUGCUUCUUUCAGAUUCAGUUCUUGAUCAAUUUUUAGGCUGACAAAUACGGGCUGGAUGUUGGUGUUCACUUUUAGGCUCAGAUCCUUGAGUUGUCCUUUCACAAAAUUUGCUGAGGUUUGGUCUUUAAAUGGUAGAACCACUCAAUUGUGUCAUCCGUCUCUUUAGUUGGUAAUAAUAGUCGCUGCUGGUCACAAACCUUUGAGUCAACGAAAUUUUUGGUGGCAGAGUCGAUGAGGUGUUUGGGGUACUUUUAUGAUCUUUUAGGAAAUCUCUUUUAAUUAUUGAGGUUGAUUACCAUAAUCUAGAAUCUGAGACAAAGGAGAAUGAAAAUCAAAAUAAUUUAAAUAUUUUAAAACCAAAUAAACAUUAAAACCACAGCAUAAUUGCUUACAUGUACCCACUGGAUUGGUUAAGAGGAUAAUAAACUGCACCCACAGUCCUUCCUCUUCCGAUUUUGGUUGUAAACAGUUUAUUGCACUCACAUGCAGUUUUUAGAUACACAAGUAUUAUAUCAAAAUGUUUAGUAAUUAAGAGGUUUUAUUUUAAGAAGGUAACACAACAGUAUAUGAGAAUACUGACAAACUUGUGGCCUUCUGAAAAGUAAAAGUACAAUUUAAAUCAAAAACAUAAACCUAAUAAUAAGUGUUAAAAUGGUUAAAAAUUUGAAGCAAAUUACCCUUUACCAUGUUUCAACAAGACAACAUUACUCUUUUUUAGCUGCUAUGCGGUUCCAUUUCCGAACUAAGAGACGACAAGAGGUAAACAAAUCAAGAAAUGCAGCUCAGGACGUAUUAAAGCAACAGAGAGCCCGAAGCCGUCUAAAUACGGUAAAUAAUAUUCAAAAUUCAAGCUGUUUUGAGUUUUUCUGCUGUUGAACACCAUAGCAAUGCUUUAAACAAGACCCAGUAUCUGUAAGAGCUCUGCUAGGUAGAAUCAAUAAGCUAAUUUCAACCCAAACCUUGUCUAUUUGUGACUUUCAUAUUUAGUGUAAUUGUGAGCAAUUUUGUUUAAUUUAUUUUAAUACAGAAAAGAACUAGAGAGUGAAAGCUCUCAACCUUUCUACAUCUUUGGCUGCGGAAGACAAAGAUCAGUACAUGAAGUUCAUGACCAUAGACUAUAUGUCAUCGGAACAUUCUAUGUCAGAAUCUGAGGAGGGCGAGUCGAACAGUGAGCAUGGCUAUGAAAGCUCAGACUCAGAGAGGCCAAAGAAGAAAGGUUUUUGUGUAAGUUCACUUCAGUGGCGGAGUCCUGCACUAACUCAGGUCAUGCACAGUCUUGACCGAAAGUCAACAAGCAGAAGGAGUGCAAAAGGUGCUAAUAUGUUAGUGGAAAGGCGUCGUACAGGCAUAAUCUCGAGCCGCCUUGCUCCUGAUGAUGCUGAUCCCUUUGCACUGGCAUAA